AUCGCAAAAGUACCUACCUAACCGAACACCUCUUCAGCCGCGGCGCAGCAUACCAAGCAUUCUGGACCGUAGCAACACAACCCAUGCUAUUAUGUAAACUUAGAUCAUGCCAAUUUCCCAAUCGUAUUGAAAGUUCUUGGCAUCGCGAACUUAUAAAUGACGAAGGCUACGUUCUGAGGUUUUCAGUUUACCUAGAUAUUUGAUCGUAGUAUUCUCGUUGCAGUAUCGAAAAAAAAUGAAUCAACUUCCCACUCUCACCAGCCCUAUUUAUCCAACUGUCACCCCGUCACUCACGGCAGUAUGGCAAUUAGCACCAAUCCCGGCUAGUUUAGAAGCCUCUGUUAUUGAAAAGAGGUCUUAUUCUCAGGGGUCAGAAAGCGGCUUCGUCGUAACCUACCAAGUCAACUGUCCAGCCACAAGUUCACCCGAGAACGACGCAUGUCGCGAGCUCAGCAUCUACCCAGCCGAAGUAUAUCACACGCAAGGCUCAGUUUUCGGCGGAACAUGGACGGCGGAUUCUAAAGACGCGACGACGUGGCGAUGCGAAUUGGGGGAUUGUAGUACGUGCACGGCGUCGCGCGCCGAGACCGCGGAUUGUAGUUUGACUAUCAGAGACGCGAGCUCGAGCACACGGACUGAGACCACGAAGAUUGAAAGUUGUUACUUGGCGCAACAUAGCGUGCCGCUGGUGCUCACUGCUGGUGCUGAGAAGCUGGCGACUGAUGAUUAUAUAUUCCAGUCGAAUGUGGGCGCGUUCACUUCGAAUAUAGGGGAUUGGUUAUCGACCAUGGGUUGUGAGCAGAGGCCGACGCUGCAAGCUGCGUCUGUGUCGCAGACUGCAUCGGUAACGGAUCAACCAACGGGUACGGUUCAGUCGACAAGUCCUACGCCAAGCUCAGCUGGAAAUGGCUGGGAGUCGAGAAGGUUAGGGUAUGGAUUCGGUGCAAUGUCUUUCUUGAUAGCGUCUUUCUUCGCCUAAGCUCGUUUCGAAUGGGAUGCACCUAUAAUUAGGAAAUGAAAAUAUCAACGGGAAAUAGUGGGAAUUGCUUGUGCUCAUCAGCUGCCGUUUGUGAAGUGUUGUGCUUCGGCUUUGCUCCGAUCCAUCAUACCACAGCCAAUUCACCCCUAAUGACUUUACGAUUAUAUUCAAGGUAUCGACUCGCUGAUGAGGAAGAUACUAGCAGAUUAAGAGGUGUUCGGAGUAAAAUCCGAUGAUGAAUAGACAGUUAAUAAUUCAUAUGGUCUUGAAGUUGUAGAUGCUAAGUUGCCUUCGCCUAACG
Hypoxylon trugodes is the source of this 1280-nucleotide messenger RNA. RefSeq lists its product as uncharacterized. NCBI's taxonomy places the organism in Eukaryota, Fungi, Ascomycota, Sordariomycetes, Xylariales, Hypoxylaceae. The record is from RefSeq and is a predicted model, not a curated record. The transcript has a single exon. Bases 236 to 979 code for a protein of 247 amino acids.